Molecule: messenger RNA, 1107 nt
Organism: Daldinia childiae
Lineage: Eukaryota; Fungi; Ascomycota; Sordariomycetes; Xylariales; Hypoxylaceae
Exons: 3
Coding region: 1-1107 (368 amino acids)
Molecular function (GO): dioxygenase activity
Source: RefSeq, a predicted model, not a curated record
AUGGCGGCAGUCGCUAGUAGAAUCGCUGAGGGGAAAGCGGAUAUACCGACCUAUCAUCAGGUUCCAGAAACAAAAUACGAGCUUGACUGGGCAGAUCUUGUAACAUUGGAUCUCUCCCAAUUCGAUCAGCCGGAUGGAAAGCAGAAACUUGCGACACAGCUAUUUGAUGCCAUUCAAAAGAUCGGCUUCUUUUAUAUCACCAACUUUGGUUUAACCCAAGAACAGGUGGACAGGCAAUUUGCCAUCGGCAAGGAAGUAUUUCAGCUGCCGACUGAGGAGAAGCUGAAAUAUCGGGCAGACCUUGAGCAUGGGGGAUAUAACGGCUACAAGCCGCUCGGACUUCGUCAAGUGAAGCCUGGAGUAUACGACAACACAGAGAUCUACAACAUACCCAAGUUUAUACCCGCAUUUGAACAGCCACACCCCGAGGUUAUUAACGAGAACCGGAAGGAGAUAGAGACCUUCGCCCGGCAUAUCAACGAUAACAUUGUAGGCAAGCUCCUCGUCCUCUUUGCCAUUAUCUUAGAGCUGCCAGAGGAUUACUUCCUGCAGAGACACCGGUAUGAAGAAAAGAGCGACUGCCAUUUGCGAUACAUGAAAUACCACCAUCGGACCGAGGAGCAAAACAAGAUCCUAGAGAACGUAUGGGUAAAAGGUCACACGGACUUCGGUAGCCUGACUCUACUUUUCCGGCAACCCGUGAGUGCCUUACAGGUCCGCACACCCGAGGGGGAGUGGAAGUGGGUUAAGCCGUAUCCACAAAGUAUCACAGUAAAUCUCGCCGACUCGCUAGAAUUUCUGACAAACGGAUUCUUGAAGAGCAGCAUCCAUCGCGUUGUUGUCCCGCCGCCCGACCAGGCCAAUAUAGACCGGUUGGGCGUUCUAUAUUUUGUGAGACCCGAGGACAGCCUCGAGUUGAGACCAAUCGUGAGUAAUGUGUUGGAUCGCCUGGGAUAUAACAAGACCACGGACGGAAGUGCGGUUGGUAUCACUGCCGGAGAGUGGGUGAAGGCGCGUGUCGCUGGGGGAGUCGCCAAAGAUAAAGUGAGGAGUGAUGUAUCUGAGCAGGAGAUCAUCCGUGGCAAAACAGCUAAAUAUUAUGACUAG